AACUUUUUACGUGGCACAAUGCUACAUGAAAAUAGGAAAUCUGGCCAAUCCCUUUAUCUCCCACCAUCCGUUAAAAUUUGCAAAUUCAAUGAGCUACAGCAGCUAGUUUGGAAUAUACUAGGAGUGCUUUUAUAGUACAAACCUUCUCUCUCUCUCCAUUAUCACUGCAAGACUUGUUGAAGAUCUGCUAAAUUAAUCGAAAUUUUGUGUGAAGUUAUCAGGGAAAAUGACGAGGAGGAAAAUUCAGAUUAAGAAGAUCGACAACGCGACGGCAAGGCUGGUGACUUUCUCAAAGAGGAGGAGGGGGCUUUUUAAGAAAGCUUUUGAGCUCUCAACUCUCUGCGAUGCUGAUAUUGCUCUCAUGGUCUUUUCUGCAACUGGAAAGCUCUUUGAGUACGCCAGCUCAAGUAUGCAGCAGGUAAUUGAAAGACAUAAUCUACACUCGGAUAAUCUUGGAAAAAUGGACCAACCAUCUCCUGAGUUGCAGCUUGAGAACAGUACCUCCUACACCAUGUUGAGCAAGGAAAUUGAGGAGAAAACACGUGAACUGAGGACGAUUAAGGGAGAAAAGCUCCAUGGAAUGGAUAUAGAAGAAUUACAGAAACUAGAGAAAGUGCUUGAAGUAGGCCUGAGCCGUGUUCUAGAAACAAAGGGUGAAAGAUUUCUGGAAGAGAUCACUGUCCUUCAGCGAAAGGGAGCCCAAUUGAUGGCAGAAAACCAACGAUUAAAACAGAAUAUGUUUAGCACUCAAACACAUGUACUUGAACAAGGUCAGUCAUCUGAGUCAAUCAGUAAUAUUUGCAACUCAUCUGAUCCUCCUCAAGACAAUGACAGUUUAGACACUUCUCUCAAGUUGGGGACAAACACUGGAGUUAGCAACAACAUACUCAACUUCACAAGUGGAAAGCAUCACAAUUGGCUGCUUCUUGGACGUCCACGUAAAUGCAAUAUCACCCAUAUAGAAUACAAAACCAGUAGUACUCUUUCUAUCAUUGGUGUCUUCGGCCCAAUCACUAUCACUAUAGCCAACAAGUUUAAAAUCUUUAGAGGGUGAAUACAAUAGUCCAUAAUCCAGUGUACCUUUUAAAUAGCGAAGAAUUCUCUUGGCAUUCUUCAAAUGAGUCAUCGUCAGUGCUUCCAUGUAACGAUUAACUAGUACAACGCCAAAAAGAAUGUUUGGUCUUGUGCAUGUUAGAUACCUGAGACUUUCAACCAAACUCUUGAAGAAUGUUAGAUUAACCUUCUCUUUAUCGUCGUGCUUUGAUAACUUCACUCCACAUUCUACAGGGGUGCUAACUGGAUUGGAAAUUAACAUCUCAAACUUCUUGAGAAUAUCCUCUGCAUAACCUUCUUGGGAAAUAAAAAUCCCAUCCUCCAUCUGCUUCACUUCAAUGCCUAGAUAAUAGGCCAUAAGUCCAAUAUCUAUCAUUUCAAACUCCUAAGUCAUUGCUUUCUUGAAGUCUUCAAACAUACUUGGAUUGUUGCCUGUAAAAAUCAAAUCAUCUACAUACAAACAAAUAAUUAAAAUAUCUCCAUUUUUA
Molecule: messenger RNA, 1541 nt
Organism: Quercus robur (English oak)
Lineage: Eukaryota; Viridiplantae; Streptophyta; Magnoliopsida; Fagales; Fagaceae
Product: MADS-box protein SVP-like
Exons: 10
Coding region: 227-1054 (275 amino acids)
Biological process (GO): positive regulation of transcription by RNA polymerase II
Cellular component (GO): nucleus
Molecular function (GO): RNA polymerase II cis-regulatory region sequence-specific DNA binding; protein dimerization activity; DNA-binding transcription factor activity, RNA polymerase II-specific
Source: RefSeq, a predicted model, not a curated record